Notolabrus celidotus (New Zealand spotty) is the source of this 3773-nucleotide messenger RNA. RefSeq names its product myosin binding protein Ca (gene mybpc2a). NCBI's taxonomy places the organism in Eukaryota, Metazoa, Chordata, Actinopteri, Labriformes, Labridae. The record is from RefSeq and is a predicted model, not a curated record. The transcript is spliced from 30 exons. Gene Ontology annotation, molecular function: protein binding. Bases 40 to 3414 code for a protein of 1124 amino acids.
CGCGUUCAGAGGAAUCACUAUAAACAGACACAGACAGACAUGCCUGAGCCCCAGAAGCCAGCAGCCGAGGGCGAUGAGGCUGCAGCACCUCCUGCUGACCAGAAAGAGGCUGCCCCCGGGGAGGAUGCUGAGGGGUCCGAGGCGUCCGGCCUCUUCGUCCUGAAGCCGGAAAGCGUCACCGCAACGAAAGGGAAGGAUGUCACGUUUGUGACUAAAAUUGAUUCCUCCAGCCUGUCGAGGAAGCCCACCCUGAAGUGGCUGAAGGGGAAGUGGCUGGACCUCGGGAGUAAGGCGGGGAAGCAUCUGCAGUUCAAAGAGACCUACGACAGGAACACUAAGAUCUACACUUACGAGAUGAACAUCAUCAAAGUAGUGGAUGGAGACGCAGGUGGUUACCGCUGCGAGGUCACCUCCAAAGACAAGGUCGACAGCUGCCCGUUCGAAAUCACCGUGCAGGCCGUACAAGAGGAGCAGCAGGACAACAUCUUGGAGGCGUUUAAGCGAUCGACGAAAAAGAGUGGAGGUGCGGAUGAGGAUGCAGGUGAUCUCGACUUCAGCGCCCUGCUGAAGAAAAGGCAGAGGAAAAAACAGGAAGCCACAGAGGAAGUGGACGUAUGGGAGAUAUUGAAAGCGGCAAAGCCCUGCGACUACGAGAAGAUCGCCUUCGAGUACGGAAUCACAGACCUGAGGGGCAUGCUGUCCAGGCUGAAGAAGAUGAAGAAAGUGGUGCCCACAAAGACUGACGCUUUCCUGAGGAAGUUGGAUUCAGCUUACUCUGUGGAGAAGGGCAAGAAGAUCCAGCUCACUGUGGAGCUGGCCGACCCUAAUGCCCAGGUCAAGUGGCUGAAAAACGGGCAGGAGAUCAAACCAUCAGCCAAGUAUGUGUUUGAGAGUGUGGGCAACAAGCGGACACUCACUAUCAACAAGUGCAACCUGUCUGAUGACGCAGCAUACGAGUGCGUGGUCGGGGACGAGAAGAGCUUCACGGAGGUUUUUGUCAAAGAGCCUCCCGUCACCAUCACCAAGCCGCUGAAUGACGUGCACACCGUGGUGGGUGAGAAGGUGGAGUUCGAGGUGGAGGUGUCUGAGGAGGGAGCCAACGUCAAAUGGAUGAAAGAUGGAGUUGAGCUGACCAGAGAGACAGCAGGGUACCGGUUUAAGAAGGACGGGACGAAGCACAUCCUGAUCAUAAAUGAAGCCACUCUGGAGGACAUUGGGACGUAUUACGCCUUCACUAACGGCGGGGAGUCCCAAGCAGAACUAGAAGUUGAAGAAAAGGAGCUGGAGAUCCUGCAGAGCAUAGCCGACCUGACGGUGAAGGCGUCUGAGCAAGCCGUGUUCAAGUGUGAAGUGUCUGACGAGAAAGUGACCGGGAAGUGGUUCAAGGACGGCGUGGAGGUCGUGCCCAGCGAUCGCAUCAAAAUAGCGCACAUUGGAAGGACCCAUAAGCUGACGAUUGAUGACGUGGUGGCCUCAGACGCUGGGGAUUAUAACUUCGUCCCUGAUGGUUACGCACUCUCUCUCUCUGCAAAACUCAACUUCCUGGAAAUCAUAAUUGAGUACGUUCCCAAAGAAGAUCCUCCCAAAAUCCACCUGGACACCGGCAGUGGUAACGAUAACACCAUUGUGGUGGUGGCUGGAAACAAACUUCGCUUUGACGUUGAGAUCACAGGAGAGCCGGUCCCCACUGUGUGCUGGAUGAGAGGAGAGAAUGUGGUGGCUGAGGAGGAGGGACGGGUCCGUGUUGAGACCAAUAAGGGCCAGAGCAGCUUUAUAAUCGAGGGGGCGGUGAAGCAGGACGAGGGCCCCUACACCAUCACCGUGACUAACCUUGCAGGAGAGGACAAGGCCGAGAUCUUCGUCAAGGUCGUGGAUGUGCCCAAACCUCCAGAGAACAUCAAGUGCACAUCAGUUGGCGAGGACUGUGCCGUAAUCACAUGGGACCCUCCCCCGUAUGACGGCGGCGUUCCUAUUAAAGGGUACCUGAUGGAGAGGAGAAAGGUCGGCCAGCCCAGAUGGACCAAGCUCAACUUCGAUGCGUUCGAGUCCACCACGUACGAAGCCAAGAAGAUGAUUGAAGGCGUGCUUUACGAGAUGAGAGUGUUUGCAGUCAACGGCAUCGGCGUCUCUCAGCCCAGCGAGAUCUCACAGCCCUUCAUGCCCAUCGCCCCCACCAGUGAGCCCUGUCGUCUCACGGUGGAAGAUGUGACUGACUCUACCUGCGCACUCAAGUGGCGUCCUCCGGAGAGAAUCGGAGCGGGCGGCAUCAAUGGAUACAUCAUUGAGUACUGCAAAGAAGGAAGUGAUGAUUGGGUCCAAGCGAAUGCGAAGCUGGUGGAUGAUACUCAGUUCCGGGUGAAAGGCCUCCCAGUUGGGGAGAAGAUGCUGUUCAGGGUGGUUGCUCUCAACACUGCCGGACGCAGCCCUCCCGCUGUCCUCGGCCAGGCUGUCACCAUCAGAGAGCUCAUCGUGACCCCAAAGAUCCGUCUGCCUCGUCAGCUUAGAACUAAACUCAUCUGUAUUGUGGGCGACAAGGUGAACCUGGUGAUCCCUUUCCAGGGUAAGCCCCGCCCUGUUGUGACCUGGUCCAAAGAUGGCGUCCUCCUUGAUGACAAAUCAGUGGGAACACGCACCAGUGAGGUGGACACCAUCAUCUUCAUCCGCUCUGCAGAAAGAGUCCACUCCGGGAAAUACACGCUCUCUGUUCAGAUUGGAGACAUGUCCGACAGCGCCGACAUCUUCAUCCAGGUGGUCGACAAACCCGGGCCGCCCAUCGCCGUGCAAGUCACAGACAUCUGGGGAUUCAACGCUGCGCUGGAGUGGAAGCCACCGAAAGACGACGGCAACAGUGAGAUUAUCGGCUACUCCAUUCAGAAGGCCGACAAGAAGACUAAGGAGUGGUUCACGGUCUAUGAGCACAAUCGCAGGCCCAGCUGCACUGUGUCUGACCUGGUCAUGGGGAACGAGUAUUCCUUUCGAGUGUACAGCGAAAACAUCUGUGGCCUCAGCGAUGAGCCUGGCGUCAGCAAGAACACCGCCAUCAUUUCCAAAACAGGUUUGGCCAUGAGAGAUAAACCCUUCAGGGAGAAGGACAAUAGUUGUGUGCCGAAGUUCACAGCGCCCCUGUUGGACAGAAGUGUGGUUGCUGGUUACGCCACCGCCAUCAGCUGUGCUGUGCGUGGCUUCCCCAAGCCUAAGAUCAUUUGGAUGAAGAACAACAUGAUCAUCGGCGAAGACCCAAAGUAUUUAAUGAUGAACAAACAGGGCGUGUUGACUCUGAAUAUUCGCAAGCCAAGCCUGUUUGACGGGGGCAGAUACUCCUGCAUGGCCAUCAACGAUCUGGGGCAGGACGUGGUGGACUGCAAGCUGGAGGUUCGAGUUCUUCAAGAGAAAGCAGAGGAGGCGCACAAAUGAGCGACAGCUGGAAACAGCCGAGGAUACAGUCGAACAGGAAUAGUAAUGGAUUAUGUAUAACGGGAUAGUCAUGAAUAAAUAUGAUUAGAAUAGAUCACUGGUGAAGCUCUAAAGCCAAUCCCCCUGCUCUUCCCCUUUCCCUUCUACACGCUUUGCCUUCCAGCGCCGCUAUGACAAAUGCCACCUCAGUAAUAUGCCGUAAAUUCUUCCAGCAGGCUGCCACCUUGUCACAUCCUAAGUGAGAGAAGCUGCAGAGUUGUGUAGUAGCACUGCCUCGCUGUGACCACACACAGAUGGAUCCCUCUUAUCUGUGAAGUGGACCUGUCUCUGAACACACUUAUAAAACAGCCUUUCAUCCA